AUGUGCCUCUUGCUUAUCUGUCGCAGCACCUACUUCAACACAGUCGUGACUGUCACGAUCUUCGUUGUGUUGGGCGUCGGAGCAGGUACUUGAGGCGUUUGUCCACGUCAUCUGCAUCCCUGUCUUGUGUGCUGCAUGCAGAUAAUAUCUUCGUUCUCGUGGACGCCUGGCGGGCCUUCCAUGCCAUUGUCGAUAUCGAGGUGUAGCAAAUCGAAGCACACACUCUAUCUUUUUAGCGUGUGCAUCUGUGUGCUCUUCAGGAUCGCGUCUUCUUCACCGGUUCGAAACCACACUUUUGGAAAAGAUAUUCAACUAAGGAGAACACUGGAUUGUGUCCGUGUGCAUUGAUCACUGCCAGUCGAUCGGACAAUCAAGGCUGUCUUCAACACGGUGAGACCACUGACGUUCGCAUAGAAUCUUUUCUCAUCCAGACAUAUCAAAACAGGCCUUCACGACUUCUGUGGCGUUCUUUGCAACGGGUGUCUCCGCGAUCAUGGUGGGGACAAUGAGAUAAGUCGCACACAUCUGCAAUGCGCCUGUGGUCUGAUCAGCCCAUCAGAUCUUUCGGCAUCUACGCCGGUUUGUGUAUAAUAAUGAAUUAUCUGGCGGUGAGAGCCCGAACAAUCGCCUUGUUGGCAGACAAAACGCUGAUUUCUCGCGUCUCUGCUGGCAGCUGAUCUUCGUGACACCGCCUGCUCUGGUGUUGUGGCAGCAGUGUUGCGAGUUCAUGCCUUGACAUACAUAUCACCGUGCGACGGAUCUCACCCUUCGUGUGUGUGCUUUUGUAAGGCGCGCCAUUUCUGCUGCUUCGGCACCACCAAGAAGCUCGAGGCCACCAGACGCAGACGCGAAGCCUCCAUUGCCCCUCCGGGUACGAAUGGAGUGAUUGACAUCGCCCCCCAGACAACGCAAGACGUCAACAACGCUGAUGGCAAGCCGACUGCCGGCAAUGAGGAGACGGGAAUCGACCACGACGUGGAGCAGGGGAAGGGCACCGACAAUCCUGGAGUUACGGUCAAGGCUGUCGCGACCAAUGCUGUCGCAUACACGGAAGAAGACAAUGACACGGAUAAGGACAUUGUCAAGGACAAUGGCAAGGCCAACGACCUGGGUGGUGAUGAGCAGGACCGAGUUGAAGUGUUCGAGUAUGACGUCCACAAUGCACCCGACUUGGAUGACGCUGAGGUGCGUGCCAUCAACUGUGGGGCAUGCCAGCAACCACACAACCAUUGGUGUCGCUGCAUUUGGUGUGCAGAAGCGUAUAAUGCUAGGGUGGGGCUACGUGCUGAUGUCCAAGUACUACAUUCCUCUCAUGAAGAUAGAAUGGGAAGGCAUCAAGUAGGAACGGCAACAUGACUGCUCCCAAAAGCCUCGCCUCCACUAAGAAAGGCAUUCCACUGUCGCUUCUUCAUCGCAGAGUGGUGGCUUUGGCGUGCAUUCUCAUUCUGCUCGCCCAGCUGGGUCAGAGCCUGUACCAUGCAACUCUCCUGUCGCCCCCAACCAAGCAGGUAAGACGCCGUGACCCACUGCAUUUGCCCUGCUGUCCGGCCAUGUGCACCGGCCUCUUUUCAGGAAGAAUGGCUGCCUGACGAUCACAUGUGAGAGACAAAGCACACAAACGACCUGCCGGAAGGGCGCAACGGAAGGCUUUUAUGUGUUCAUGCUUGUGUGUGUAGGUACCAAGGUGUGUGAGUGAGACAGACAGGCUGACCCAGAUAUGGAUAAGUCGGCGCUGGGAGACUCCAGCGUAUGUGUCUGCCGGUGCAUGGACGAGUGUGUGUGUUGAAUGACUUCAGUGGUGCACGACUUCCUUCGAGACAAGUUCUCCACCAGCGAUGAAGAUGACUUGGUCAAGGUGGGCAGGACCGAGACACAUCAGAUGUCUCCCUUGCAGGACCUGCACUUUAUCUUCCUUGUAGAUCACGAUGACGUGGGGCAUCAAAGUGGGUAGACCUCGCUGUGACCGCAACGCUCCUUCUCUCUGUGUCUCAAUUUGGGGCCUGUCCCCCUCUGAUGUCUCCCUUUUGCCAUACGCUACCAGGGCAUUGACAGGUCGGGGUAUCGCUUCUUCAAGCCAGGUAUGUGUACACCUUCUCUCGUUUAGACGUACACGUUUGUGUUUUCAUCGUGCUGCAGGCGAAAACCGGGGCAAGGUGAGAUGGGUGUACGGGCAACUUGUGGAGUGAUACAUUGCCCUCUCGGUGAAUUGUAUGUGGAAGGCUAUCUUCGACUCGGGCUUCUCGAUCGAGACCAGCGAGAUGCAGGUGUCUGGGGGGAGCGAGGGAGGCACGCCUCUUAUCACGAGUGUCUCUCUGCUCCUCUCUGCGUAUGUGUAUUUUGUUCAGGAGUUGGUGGCGUGGACGUGUGAGCAAAUCCCAAAGGAGAUAUGCACAGCGGAAGGAUGCGACCACCCUCAAGGUACGCCAUCUAUUAGAGUGACAGGUUGGCCCAGGUCGAUCGUCCCUUGCUGUGAUCCACUUUUCUGCUGCCCGUCCACGCAGAUCGGCUGGCCUAUAAUGGAACGAUCAAGUGCCCAAUGAUCCUAAUACAGGAGGAGUACGUCUAUCAGCCCGGCAUCCACGGGGGGUCGAGAGCAUUUGGAUAUGCCGUGUUGUCUGUUCUUCCGUAUGUCCCAUGGCACCAGGAACGGAGGCAUGUUACCGAACGCAAGUGCCACGCUCGACCGGCUCAACGAGUUGCAGCAGAGCGAUCCCGACUUUAACGUGAGCCGAACAGAUCGUCUGGGUUUUCAUUUGGGCUUUCCUUGUUUGUCUGUGUGUGAAGGAGCUGAUUGGCAGAGUGGAUGGCAAGAUCCGAUUCAUGUCCGUAGAAUUCGAUUCAUCGCUCAAGAGAGCCUCGGUCCUCUCGGUCAAGGAGCCAGUUCGUGACCGAAUCGAUGAGUUCAUUGACAAGUAAACGACCUACGAGGCACAGGCAGACGCGCAAUGCGUGUGUAUGUGUGUAAAACACUAUACAGGGUGGUGCGUCAGGGCCGCAACGAUGGCGCUACCCAGGGCCGUUUGCAGCAGACGGCUGGCGGAGAGUGGGCAGGAUGGCAACGGAGCGUGGUGAGAUAUCCAAUCUACAUCCAUCCACACAUCGGUCAUUCAAGCUUGUCUGGAUGUUCGUGUUGGGGUGGGGCGGUGCUAACGAAAUGGGGACUGAUCCAUCAGGGCUUGUGGAAGGCAUGUUCACAGGUGUGGAAACGAUCCAUCCAUCCAUCAAUGGGAGCAAUUGCUUUUGUCCGUGUGCGUGCGUGUGUGCGUGCGCUUCUCCAUGCGUAUGAGUAUAGGCUUCCUCAUCUGCUUCCCGGUGGCCUUUGUGGUUCUCCUGCUCGCCACCACCAACCUCUAUCUCACCACAUACGCCACCUUCUCGAUCGCAUGUAUCGUUUGCAGGUACGUACGUGCACACUGCGGUCUUACAGUCAGCUCACGGAUAAUCGGCAGCCUGGCUGUGUUCACCUUUGAUGGAUACGUGCAGCAUGUUGGGCUUUAUCAAGUCAGCCAUGGAUGGGACCUUGGUGUGGGAGAAACGAUCUGCGUGGUGCUCGUCAUUGGCUUCUCGGUGGACUAUGUGGUAGGCCACAUGGCUGUCUCGACAUCGCAUCCGCUAUGAGCACUGCCCCUGUUGUCUCGCUUUGCUGAAAUUGCCACACGUGUAGGUGCAUCUGGGGCACAUGUACCAAGACUCGAACAACCACGGCUGCAAGACGAGGGAGGAGCGCUUCCAGUUCGCAGCAGAGUACAUGGGCAUGACCGUCAUAGGAGGUGAGAUGCCUUCGGAAAGCCAGACGCCCCGAUAGCAAUAGUGAAAUAACAUUACAUGGCUGUUCUGUCUGUUGGCUGUGUGGCGUUUGCAGGUGCUAUAACGACUGCAGGCAGUGGGCUCAUCAUGUUCACCUGCCAAAUGCAGGUAAAAUCGAGCUUUAAAGUGCUUCCAGAACCAGUCGUGUUCCCUCUUCUGUUCCCUCUUCGUGUUCCCUCUUCGUGUUUCGAGACAUUUACAAAAAUGGUGCGGGAAUGACUAUGGAAAUACUAGCAUCAUACGAAGUUCUGUUCAAUUCUGUUAGGCAAUUCUGAGUGCGUGAGGAAAGAGACAGCGACGACGGAACACAAAAAGAAACGUUUUUCCGCUUGUAUGCAAUGGUGUGUCUCAUGCAGUCUCCGUCACCAUCCUCUUCUCUCUCCUCUACUGUGAGCGGGAGAGGCAGCCGCAGGAACGACCUUCUCUGAUUGCAUUGUCAUCUAUGUAUCGCCCUCAGCAUUCUUCUUCUUCAUGGGCCUGCUGAUCAUCAUCGGCCCUGAAAACGAGACGGUAACUCAAACGCUGAACCAUCGACGAAUGCAUAUGUGUCGUCCACGGCUUGACUGUGGCAUCGUUGCGUAGGGCAACCUAGGAGCAAUGUGGGAGUCGUGCAAACGCGCAUGCACAAAACGCAAGGCAAAGACAGACGAUGCAACGGGAAAGGCGGAGGAUGAAACGGGGUUGGAUUGA
Molecule: messenger RNA, 4497 nt
Organism: Vitrella brassicaformis
Lineage: Eukaryota; Vitrellaceae
Source: the annotation of a GenBank genome assembly